Messenger RNA from Cladophialophora psammophila CBS 110553, 2844 nucleotides. RefSeq names its product succinate dehydrogenase (ubiquinone) flavoprotein subunit. The transcript has 2 exons. Bases 1 to 2844 code for a protein of 947 amino acids. NCBI's taxonomy places the organism in Eukaryota, Fungi, Ascomycota, Eurotiomycetes, Chaetothyriales, Herpotrichiellaceae. Gene Ontology annotation, molecular function: phosphatidylinositol binding. The record is from RefSeq and is a predicted model, not a curated record.
AUGUCUGCUCAAGACGCUGCCACGACCCCCCAAGAGAAACCCGCGAACGCCCCCGAGGCUAAUGGAGAUAUCAAAGUCCUCAAGAUCAGUGUUGAUGCUCCGACCUCGCCAAGCGGCUCGAUACCGCCAGAGGGGCAACUCUUGACGGGGAAACAAGAACAUUAUCUCAAGCGAGAGCUCAUCUCCCGUCAGGUCUCGGACGAGAUUGCAGAACUGGCCAGUCCAACGGCCCUCCAACGUUUUGGCGCUCCUUUCCGUUCACAAUAUGGCGAGGUUUCGCCUAUGGACUCUGAGUUGCCCAUCCUGCGGUACAUCUUCGUCAACCACGUCCGCAAUUUUCCUUUUCUCGACCAGGCGAAAGAGAAGGAGUUCUGGCAAGAGAAAUUACAGACAUUCCUCGAGUCCUUCGCUAGCAAAUACAUCUCCUCGUCAGAAGACAGGUUAGAAGAGACGAAAAGGAAAAAGCUAGCAAGGAAAUCCGAAAAGUUAGUGGAGCUGAUGAUGGUGUCUGGCGUGCCCACGGCUUCUGGGUAUGAAGAGAGAAUACGUUUCGCCGAAAUGGAAGUUGUGGAACGGGGCGCGAAUGAGCAAGGUCUGGUCGUGAAUAUCCCUGAGGGCAACUACAUCAACGACUGGGAUAUCAAUGUGGCCGGUGUGAGAAUCACCGCGGUCAAGCGAACAGUCCGCUAUCAUCAGCACGCCGAAUUCCUAAUACGAGUCAAAAGGCCCGAUCAGCCAGAAGUAUACAUCGGAAGACGGUAUGGUGAGUUUGUAAGGCUGCACAAGAGACUGCGGACUGAGAUGCCGGGUAAAAUUCUUCCGCCUCUCCCAAGGAAGAAUAAAUCCUCCACAUUCACGUCUGCUCUGGCGUCAGGGGAAGAUGACACCUCGUCUCUCUCUUCGGUGUCCACUGGGAUCAGUGUGGAGGAAUCUGGGAGGAAUUUUCUGCCCGUGCAUCGACGUCUGAAGUCGUCUAAUUCCCUCAGUCCCAAUACCGGGUCCGGUUCGCCUAAAUCAUCAGCGUCACCAAAACGGGAUCUAUCGAGAGAAAGAAGUCCCAGUCCUAGUCCACAAACCAUUCGGCUACAUCGAGAAGACCAAAGAGUGUCGUUAAGAGCUUUCUUACGAACUGUCUUGCAAAACCCGAAUAUCGCGCAGUCAAGAUCAAUGGUUGAUUUCCUGACCCUUCAACCUGUCGACUUGAACGAGGAAGAAUUGGAAGACAUUGAACGACGUAAAGAGAUGGACGCAAGGCGGCUGGAAGAGCAGAGGAAGUUCUACGACAUCGCCAGAAAACGAGCGGCAGAGCUAGACACCUAUAUGGAGAAAUUCCGAAGAAAUAUUGUCGAGGCAAAUGGCUUGACCAAGCUAUUUGCUGAGAUUCGAAGCAAAGAGAAGCUCGAAGACCUGAGUCCAGAGUACCAGAAAUUUGCAGAAUGGCUUAGGAUAGAAGUGGCAGCCACCAUCUACCACCUGUUCCUGGCGGAAGACAACUCCCCCGAGCUGUUUGCGCAGGCGAAACGAAUACAUUCUCUCGUGCCAUACACAGUGUUGAAGAACGUGAUUCGAAUAGCGAACCCGGCAGCAGUUAUGUCUGGCGUGUUGGAUCUCUUUCUGGCACAACCAUUUGGCACAAGAUCGCUAUUGCAACGGAUAUUCGCUCAAACUCUGGCAGACGGAAUCCGACAGUUCCAGAAAUCAAUCGACGCCGUUGCGGGAAAAGUAGCAGACCCGGUCUUGAUCAACAAAAUCAAAGCUUUUGUCGACAGUCCUGAAGAAAUCAAGGACGUUAUCCGAACCGAGGCAAAGAUGGAAGAAAUUGACCUUGUCGUCGCGAUUCUCAGAUCAGAACAAUUCGAACCUGAACUUACGCCGCCUCAGGUGGAACGGGUCUUCAACGCAUGGGUAGCGUGGAACAGCGCCGUCGAAAACGAGGAUGAAGAACUCAAACAAGGGGCCGAAAUGUUCUCGCACCUCAAGCAACUUCUCAAAUUAAUGACACGGCAACGUGACAAGGCCAUGAUGGCAGCCAUGAUCGAGGAGCCUAAUACUUUACAAUUAUUCCGCGAUCUAUUCACCAUAUUCUACGAGCCGCUAAUUCGGGUAUACAAAUCUGCAAAUGUCUACAGCUCCAUCACGGACUUUGCCCGCUUCGCCGACGACGCCAUCAAAACGGUCGAAAUCGCACAGAGGCAAGAUGUGUCGGCGGAUCCCAAUCAGACUGUCCAGUCAUUCAUCGACCUUUGUGCUAAACACGAACACAACCUGUAUAAAUUCAUCCAUGAAGUCCAUACUCACGAUAACGGGCUCUUUACCGCCCUGAUGGGUUGGAUCGAGGGCAUCCUCGAGUUCCUGCGGAAAGGUCCCAGGAGCGGUGGAAGAUUGGAUAUGAAUGCGAUCUUUCAAGGGGCACUAGAUAUGAGGGCGGUGGACAGAGAGAUCAUAAUUACGGAAGUUGAUGCGCUGAUUAGGUGGCAGGAGGCAAGGAAGAAAUGGCAUAGUGAUAAGACGAGGCAGAAAAUGGCGGCUGAGGGAACGGGGUCUGGCAAUUCUUCAGAAGCUGCAACGGGGAUGCCAGGGGCGAAUUUCCGGAGCAGUGAUUUCGGAUUGCAUGAGGGCGAUCUGAUGGACCUCCGCAUUUCCGACGAAGAAGAUGGUCUUGAUUCGGAAGAAGAAGAUGCAGAAGACGAUCUCGACCCUCUCUCGGCUGAACGACGUCGCCGUAGAAAGGCACAAGAUAGGCUGAGAAGAAGCGCCGGCGAGCCUGUAAAGCCCGAGGUCAGCGAGGUUUUGAAGUUGCGGGACACGUUCGUGUCGAUGUUGAGGGCUGUCUUGAGUGAUUAA